GAAGACACAGAAGGACAGAGGUGUGGAGAUCCAGAAGCAAAGCUCAGAGUCAGAGUCUGAUGUCAUGGCUUUCAUUUGCAGAAAUGCUGCUUUGCUCCUGAAGCCUUGCAGAGCAGCGCCCGCCCUCCUGUCUGCCGGCCGCCUCUACAGCUCAGGUGGUCAGUAUGAGUACAUCCUUGUGGAAAAGCGAGGUGAGAAGAACAACGUGGGAUUUAUUCAGCUGAACCGGCCCAAGGCUCUCAACGCUCUGUGUGACGGGCUGAUGAAGGAGGUCGGACGCGCGCUGGACGAUUUUGAAGUGGACGCAGACGUCGGAGCCAUCGUCAUCACCGGCAGUGACAGAGCCUUCGCUGCUGGAGCAGACAUUAAAGAGAUGCAGAAUCGGACUUUCCAAGAAUGCUACGGCGGGAACUUCCUGGCGCACUGGAACAGAGUGUCCACAGUGAGGAAGCCUGUGAUUGCAGCCGUCAAUGGAUUUGCUCUGGGUGGAGGCUGUGAGCUGGCCAUGAUGUGCGACAUCAUCUACGCUGGAGAAAAGGCGCAGUUUGGUCAGCCAGAAAUCCUACUCGGUACCAUUCCAGGGGCUGGCGGCACCCAGAGACUGACCCGUGCAGUGGGCAAGUCCCUGGCAAUGGAGAUGGUGCUGACAGGAGACAGGAUCAAUGCCCAAGAAGCCAAACAGUCAGGUUUGGUGAGUAAAGUUUAUCCUGUGGAUCAGUUGGUGUCUGAAGCCGUUAAAUGCGGGGAAAAGAUUGCUUCCAAUUCGAAACUUGUUUCUGCAAUGGCUAAGGAAGCCGUCAAUGCAGCGUUUGAGCUGACUUUGGCAGAGGGGAAUAGACUGGAAAAGCGGUUGUUCCACGCUACCUUUGCUACAGAUGAUCGCAAAGAAGGCAUGACCGCCUUUGUGGAGAAGAGAAAAGCCAGUUUUCAAGACAAUUAGAUCAGGAGUUUGUUGACAAACACCGAACUCCUGAUGUCCGUUUGAUUUGUGGAAUGAUAUGAAGCUCUGGAUGAUAGUUGAUAGUGGAGAUUUGACACAAAAUGAGUGCAUAGGUGUUGUGUUCUUCUAUACAAAAGCUCGCCCUGCUGGGGUUCAGUAUCACAGCAAAUGCAGUCUGAGUGAAGAACAUCUGUCAAGGACCAUGAUUUGAUAACUAUAUUUUAACCUGUGUUUUACAGGAAGGAUCUGGCUUGAUAUGUUUUUCAAUGUUGUUUGUAUUUCUGUUUUCUGCAAUCAUUUUACCAAUAAAGCUCAAGUAAUUCUCAA
Molecule: messenger RNA, 1267 nt
Organism: Oryzias latipes (Japanese medaka)
Lineage: Eukaryota; Metazoa; Chordata; Actinopteri; Beloniformes; Adrianichthyidae
Gene: echs1
Product: enoyl CoA hydratase, short chain, 1, mitochondrial
Biological process (GO): fatty acid beta-oxidation
Cellular component (GO): mitochondrion
Molecular function (GO): catalytic activity
Source: RefSeq, a predicted model, not a curated record